AUUUUCAAACAUCGCAAGCCAUCCGAUAGUUGCUAUCAAGUAGUGUGUCAUAGAGAAAACUGAAACCUUCGGGUAGUCGGAAGAUAAAUGCAAAAUAUGCCUGUUUUGGAGAACGUUAAUGCUAUGGCUGAAACACCGAAUCCAGCUGGAAAUAUCACGGCUCCGGCAGACGCAGAUGUUCCGGCCCAACCUGCUCGGGAACUCACGCAGACGGAUCACCUGAACAGACGCCUCCUCAAAUCGCUCCUGGACAAUAUGCAGGCCGCCGAAGGAGUGGCGCCGGGCCAGAACGAAAACGGCUCUAACGAGGAGUCGGGCAACGAAUUCGAAGAAUAAAUCCUUUUAUUAAUGUACAGUAAA
Drosophila elegans is the source of this 360-nucleotide messenger RNA. RefSeq lists its product as uncharacterized. Lineage: Eukaryota; Metazoa; Arthropoda; Insecta; Diptera; Drosophilidae. The record is from RefSeq and is a predicted model, not a curated record. Bases 88 to 336 code for a protein of 82 amino acids. The transcript has a single exon.